CGUCACAUGCUCGUUUCUGCUGCGGAAUGUGCUACUGCAUGUAAACACAGCGAGUUAGCAACAGAUACAUGGACAGUUUUUAAUGUAAUAAAUUCACGAAAUGAAGGUCUAUUUUUCUUUGGAUUUUACCAAAACGGGCUAGGCACCCCGAGUCUGCGUGAUGGAACUCUGCUGGGAUUGAACCAGAACCAAAACUAUAUCUAUGGAAGACCCGUUCUUCGUCGUUAAAGGUGAGGUACAGAAGGCAGUAAAUGCAGCACAGAGCCUCCACCACAGAUGGUGCGAGCUGCUGCAGGAGGGGGCUGGAGCCUCCAAAGAGGAACUGGACUGGACAACUAACGAACUGAGAAACAGCCUGCGCUCUAUCGAGUGGGACCUGGAGGACCUUGAUGAGACUAUUAGCAUUGUAGAAUCAAACCCAAAGAAGUUCAACCUGGACACUGCUGAGCUAUCAAAGAGGAAAGAAUUCAUCACCAAGACCAGACAGUCGGUGAAGGAAAUGAAAGAGCAGAUGUCGAGCCCAACUGCUGCCUCUGUAGAUGGAAACAACAAACAGACUCUGCUCAGUGAACAUGUGAGACAGGCUGCAGUCUGGCAGCCUGGACCAGAUAAAUACAGCCGCCUGGACCACCAGCUGCAGAAUGCCAACUCUCAGUUUAUUGAGGAGCAACAGGUUCAGCAGCAGCUGAUUGUGGGGCAGCAGGACGAACAGCUGGAGCUUGUCUCGGGAACAAUUGGAGUCCUGAAGAACAUGUCAGAGCGGAUCGGCAUGGAGCUGGACGAGCAAGCUGUGAUGUUGGAUGACUUCAGCCAUGAAAUGGACAACACUCAGUCUCGCCUCGACAACGUGAUGAAGAAACUUGCCAAAGUUUCUCACAUGACCAGCGAUCGUCGUCAAUGGUGUGCUAUCGCCGUGUUGCUUGCUGUUCUCCUUGUCAUAAUCCUCCUCUUCUUCAUCCUCUGAUACUACUCUCUUAGCAGCACUGUCCCUAAUUCUUGACUCUACUGGUCUCUACUUAAUUUUCUGAUCUGCAAUACUUCCCUCAUAGUUGACAGCUGUCCACAAAAACGUUCUUUCAUUCCUGACGUGCGUUGUUAAAGUUCCUAAUUACAAUCAGUCAUAUCAAUAACCAAAAAUGCGACUCUGUUUGGUUGACUACUGGAGCAUGAUGGACAGAGUUUUCUUGAACUCAAACGGUUUCCCCUUAAACGUCUACUAAACCUUUAUUUUCUUUCUUCGUUACUUCUUUCUGAUUUGAACUGAACAGAAAGAGUUUUGUAUUUGAGUUAUUAUAGUAUGUUUUUUAAAGGGCUAAAUGAAACAUUUACACUCCAGUUAAAGUUCAGGGUUAUGUUUUAAAUUUAGGUUAACUUUAGUUGAACACUAAUCUAGUGCAAUUCUUUCAUGUUUACAUCUUUUAACACUUCAUUACUGGUUUCACGUAGUUUAUUUAACUUGAGAAUCUGAAAACAAUAAAAGUUGUUCCAUAUUUCUUCCUUUGUGUAUUUUUAUUUUUUUUUAUUGUUAUUUAAGGGUCAGGGUUGUCUGCCAUAUUCAAGGUUAUAACUAUGUAUAAGGACCUAACAUUUAGAUUAAAGUUCUACUUUUACCAGACACCAUCAGUAAUGAGCUUAAUGAGCUUUCAGGACAACGCUUUUGAAAUUUUUAACCCCUGCACUUCAAAACCGUAAGGUUUCCUGGAACAGCCCUGAGUUUAGGAUUUUGGGAAAGCCAUUCCAGAAUCCUGCUUUUAUUCUGGUUAGAUUAGUCUCCUUCUACAUUGCUGAAGUCUUUUUGUCUACUGACUGCUGUCAGACCAUUUAGCAGUAGCUACAGUAUAUCUCACCUUUACUCCUUCUGUAAUGGAGUUUUAUUUCGUUUUUUCAGCCACAAACUUUAGUUGAUGUUUAAAGUUGUUGAUUUGGAGCUUGGGCUUCUUUUUUGGAUUGUCCAAAACAAUCCAAUUCUGCAUUCAGUGAGACAGAACUAGUUUCCGACAGAGCUGUGGUUGUUUCUGAUGGUCUGGUCGGCCGGUUUUACCUGCACUUGUAUCUGUGUUCAGUAGUUUGAACUGAUUGUGUUAAAAUGGCUAAAAGACAGUUCUGAAUGUGUAACUCAGCCAUUCUCCUGUAGUAUGUAUUUUUGAUUGUGUCAGAUGAAAUUUCAUUUAAUCAAAAUGUUUGUUGUGCAUUUGUUAACUAUCAAAAAUAAAUACAAUCAGUUAAUUUCA
Molecule: messenger RNA, 2231 nt
Organism: Betta splendens (Siamese fighting fish)
Lineage: Eukaryota; Metazoa; Chordata; Actinopteri; Anabantiformes; Osphronemidae
Gene: stx6
Product: syntaxin 6
Exons: 8
Coding region: 203-964 (253 amino acids)
Biological process (GO): intracellular protein transport; vesicle fusion; Golgi vesicle transport
Cellular component (GO): synaptic vesicle membrane; SNARE complex; endomembrane system
Molecular function (GO): SNARE binding; SNAP receptor activity
Source: RefSeq, a predicted model, not a curated record